AUGAAGUUCACAGCACGGUCCGACGAUCAAGUCCCAAACAGACCAGAAAGCGCCUUCGACAGGCCCUAUGAUUCGAGAUAUGGUGUAGAAGUCUCCAUAACAGGUGGCAGGCCGAAGAAGUCCACUUUAGCCGAAAAAGCAGCCAAGUUUGGUCGUCAAGCAUUCGGAGGUCGUUCUGCAUCUGCUGGAGUCAAAGACGACUCGAGACGACCAUCGCUACCGAGUCAAUAUACUGCAGUAAAAAACGCCUCGGGUCUGUAUCGUGAUGGGUCGAGAGUCCGCAGCAGCAUCAGCAUGAGUUCACUGGUCUCAGCUCACUCCAAGACACGGAACGUGCGUGGUUCAGUCUCAUCAAGCAUAUAUGAUGAACCAGAGACGACGGAUCCCAUACCACCCCUGAACAUCGUCAAGAAGGCUCCUUUGCCGCAACUGCCACCUGUCUAUCCGACAGUCAACACCUCAUCCCUCACUGGCCUCCCAUCAAACACAUAUCGACAACCAAGUCUGACAGAAGACGACGAGUUGUCGAGGUACUCGAUUGACAGCAACGACUCUACAAAAACUGUCACACAGUCGCGAGCAGACCCUUCGAGGAGUCACUUCAGUUGGACAACUUACGCAGAGACAGAGCGUAGUCUCUCACCAACCACGUCAUUCAUUGACAACACAAAUCUCGCAAGGGAACCAGAUAGCCGUUUCAGUUGGACGACAACAAAUACAGACGCGACAUACCAACAGGACACACCGAUUUGUAGCCCGACAUCCAUAUAUCCUACCUCGAUCAUGUCACGACGACGCCCCGUGCCUGGAAGAGAAUCAGUGCAACCAAAAAGACACGACAGCAUGAGCGACGUCCAAGACGAGCGACCACCAACAAAUCACUCAACCGACAAACUACUUCCACAACCACCGAAGACAAGACAGGCAAUGAACCACGUUGAGGAACUGAUGUUGCGGGUGGAGUCACUGGAAGUGCUGAAGACGAACAUGCAGAAACUGUUCAAGGAGCUCGAAAAAGUAGACUCGGCCAGCCCGAUUGAAGUGUCGGAAAGAAUGCGACGCGAGAACCGUAAGAAAAUGGACGAAGUGCGAAUCAGGCAAGACGAAGUGCAGAGGGAACUGUUCGAGGUCGGUAGGUUGCUGAGCAGGGCCAGAGCAAAAGCGGAAGAGGCAGACGGAAGCACAGGAUUGUGGCUUCGACGCGUUACAGACUGA
Molecule: messenger RNA, 1215 nt
Organism: Aureobasidium musti
Lineage: Eukaryota; Fungi; Ascomycota; Dothideomycetes; Dothideales; Saccotheciaceae
Source: the annotation of a GenBank genome assembly